Molecule: messenger RNA, 3740 nt
Organism: Clunio marinus
Lineage: Eukaryota; Metazoa; Arthropoda; Insecta; Diptera; Chironomidae
Source: the annotation of a GenBank genome assembly
GAAGCUAAAUAUUCAAAAUAACCGUCAAUUCUACAUUAAAAAAAUAAAAUUCUUUAAGAAGACAAUUAAUAAUAUUAAAAAAGCUUAUUAGAUCGAUUUUUAAACCCAAAUUCUUUCUAACAAAGUUCAAAAUUCAUAAACGAUUCUUAUUAUGGAUAAUUUUACAAAGGGGUUACUUGAAAGAAACCAAGCACGAAGUAAAGCAUUGGGAAUUUUUGAUACAAAGUCAUCAACUGCUUCUCCAGAACAAAACAUGAAUAAAGAAAAUCGAAAAAUGAACUCUCCAUUAAAGUUAGUCGAAGCUUGCAACUCAAAAUCAUCUAUCAAAAAAUCCUUUAACAAAGAGCCCUUAAGUGCCGAAAAAAUCAAUCAAAAUCCAAUGAAAUUCACGAGCGCUUCAAAUAAAACAAUGAAAAAUGACACUGAUGUUGCAGUUGAAAUUAAUAUUACGUCGAACCAGAAUAUUCAGGUUGAAGUUGAAGUAGCUGAAUGUGAGUUUGAUGAUCACGGAAAAAUGAUCAAAAGUGGUGACACUCUCAAUAACUCCUUAUCAAAUUUUGAGCAAACGAAAGAAUCCAUUAAAAUUCGCGAUCAUUCUCGAAAAAAUCUUAGACGACUUGGUGCUCUUUAUUCAGAUGCAGAGGAGAUUUCAUCACCCAUACAUCGGAACGAGGACAAUUUCUGUGAAAAAACUGAAACUGAAAAAUCAAUGAAAUCUUUCAAAAAGUUCUCUAAGCUGGCUUCAUUAGCAAAUAACAUCAAUAGCUGGGAUGAUGAUUAUUCACAUCAUGCUACUAAAACUGUGCAAGUAUUGGAUCCAGCCAAGAAACAAGGAACUCCAUCAAAGUUGGAUGAGACUCGCAUUCAAUCAAAAUCUUCAGCUGCUAAGUUAUCUUCAAAUCCUUCAUUACAAAGUGAAACUAGUGCUUCAAAACCAUCUUCAGCAAAUCUAUUAUGGGAUAAAAAAGUAAUCGAUUCUUUAGAAGCUCAGGGCUUUACUCGGAGAGAAACAUCAGGACCAAAAUUGAUUUAUGAUUGUGCAUCCGAAAAUUCAGCAAUAUCUUCUAAAAGUUGUGCACAACUGGAAAAGAAAGAUUCAAGAGAAAAAAUUGCUGCGGAAGUCAAGAAAGCAGAGACGAAUUCAAAAUUAUUGACAACGAGCAUAAAGCCACCUUCAAAAAUGAAAGUCCAGGAAAACACGAAAUUUUUGAGUAUUUUCCAGAAGAAUCAAAAGGAUCCUGCAGAAAUGACACUGAAAGAAAGAAUGGCAAUAUUUGAGAAAAAUAAAGGGCAUGCACCAAUACCCGCUACUCCAUAUGGAAUAGCUGAUGCCAAUCCGAUCCGAUCUAAUGCUGCUGAGUUGAAUAAGAAAUUUAAUUUUGGGUACGAUUGCAAGGCAACAACGUCAAGUCAAUCUCAAGAAAGUAUUAAAGAUAGUAAGAAGAUUAAUUCGAAUAUUAAAUCAACUGUAAAUAAACUUUUGCAAGAAAAAGAAACAACAAUAUCAGAAAAUCUGAUAAGCGAAGGGAUUAAAAAGCAACGCGAAGAAGACAUGAAAUGCAUUUUUAACAGAUUUAACAAACCUCAGAAGACGGAAAUUCCCAACAAUGACGAAAUUAUGCUUGAUGAGAAAAAUGAAGCGAAACGUCAAAGCUCAGAGGGAAAAUAUCUCGAAGAAAAAUCUAAUGAUGGAAUUAUUCCGAUGUCAGAAGACAAGAAGAGAAUGAGAAUAUCAAAUCAACAACGUUUGUAUCCUGUCUUAUCUGAUAUUGAAUCUAACACCGAUACGGAAAUCGAUGAUUACACAACAGCUUCAGUUUCUGAAUCAGAGAAAGCUUACGAGAAAAAAGAUUGCAAUUAUUCGGAUGACUCCACAGACGAUGACGAUAAUGAGGAAGAUAUAAAUAUGAGUUUUGGUCGUGAAAUUUUGAAUUCAGUGAAGAAAAAUGACUUGUCGAAAUCUGAUUAUUUAAACACUACAAUCAGUUCCGCCGAUGUCAGUGAAGCGACUGGAGAUGUUGACAUGUAUUUGAAUGAAGCCUUUGAUGUGAACGAAUCUAAAGAUUAUGAUGAUAAAGGCAGUGCUUAUUCCGAUAGCUUCGAAUACGAAAGAUAUCCAAAACGUGUCAGUUUUAAGGAAUGCGAUGAGAUUCCAAUAAAAUCUAGAUUGGAAAUUUCUCAACCUGAUAACAAAAAUGACCCAAUGACUCUCGUUCACACAGUCAGUUUUUACCGCAAACAGCAGUCAGCGAGUGCUGGAAACACGCCAGUUAGAAAAAUCGUUCACAAACCAGAAGAGAAAUUUGUUUCUAACGAAGCAUGCACGAGUUACAGAAGCAAGUCAAAUGAAGAAUGCGACAUGAAGAUUCAAAAGCUUUUGGAUGAAGUUAUGCGUCAGCAGACAAUUAUUUCACAAACUUCUCAAGCAUUAAAUCUUUGCGCUUCAACUGUUGAGUUUUCUGGUUCAACAGAAGCGGUUGAAGGAGAACGCCAUUUAUUAGUUGCAACUCAUCGUCGACUGGCAUGUCUAAAUGAAGUGCAGAGAUUGAAAGUUGAGGGUAUGAUGGACCGAGUAAAUUGCACUUCUUCGUCGAAAGAAAAAGGAACACUUUCAAUUCAAGAAAUUUUAAUUCCUCUGAAGCCAACGUAUAUCAGUCGUUUGGCGAACGAUGAAAUCAAUGGACAUCAUUUGUUGUGUUUGGUUAAAUAUAAUGAAUUUGUGUUGGCGACGAAAACUCUUCCGACACUUCCUGGGUUGAAAAGUGUAAGGUUUACAGAUUUACUUUCGUUGAAUGAAGUAUUUGCAGACUUCAAAAUAACUUUGGAGAUUUAUGGUAUGACAGCGCAACGUGAAAUACUUCCACACGAUAUCAAAUAUCAUAUUCAGACUCCUAACAAGAAACGAUUCAAAAGUAAAUUGCAAGAAUCAAAUCUUACUCGUCCACCAGUUCAAUCACCAGGUGGACCGAAUGCCGUUCGUAAACCAGCUUUGGUUCAAUAUGGUUACAUCAUUUUUUCAAUUCGUGAAAUUAAGCAGAAAUCGUGGGUAAUAAAUGAAACAGCAUCAAGUGUGAGUCCAUUGAAUGGUAAUGUUUAUUUGAAAAUCGAUUCUAAAAUAACGGUUGAUGUCGAUUAUUGCGGAUUUUUGACGAUGUUUGAUGAUAUUUCGGGUUUUGGAGCUUGGCAUCGUCGUUGGUGUCGAUUGAGUGGCAACACUUUACAUUAUUGGAAAUAUCCUGAAGAUGAAAAACAUAAAAAUUCUCUCGGAAAACUCGACCUUAAAAAUAUAACUUCGGAGCGUGUCAAUAUUGCACCACGUGCCAUCUGUGCUCGCUUACAUACAAUUCUGUUGGAAUCUAGACGCGAACGAAAACCAUCUGACAUUGAAACGAUGGUUCUUGUACCGAAAGGCAAUUAUACAACUGUCAGACAUCUCUUGGCUGCCGAUACAAAGGAGGAACGCGAGGAAUGGUGUCUUCAUUUAAACAAAUCUUUAUCAUUGCUCAAAUCAUGGGAACAUUAAAUAUUAUCAUACAUAAUAACUUUAUUUUAUACGUUUUUUUAUCUUUAAUGAAAGUCAAAGCUUUCAAUCAAUAAUAUUUAAUCUGACAAAAAUGAUUUUCUUUUUAUUAUUCCAAUAUCACUUAACAAUUUAUUUUCGUUUCUUCUUAUGAUAAAAUCUGGAUUUUUUGUAAACUAAAAUUAGAAAUAAAGUUUCCUUUAAGAGUUUAAUUUCUCAG